AUGGAGACGGUUUUUUCGGUGCCCACCUCUAUUUCCGUCACUGAAAGUGGCGUUACAAAUACCGUCCACAUUGAUGUCAAUAUUGGGUCUGUUCAGCCGGGUUCUUCAAAAUAUUCACACCCAACAUCUUUGGGAAUUACCUGUUCAGAACAUGCUUCCAAUGUCUUGGACGACCUCACACCGUCCCUCUCUUUGACCACAAUAGCGCCUGGGAAUUCUUCAAAUCGUUUGUUGCCGUUCACAGACGAUCUUGGUUUAUGCAUUAAACACUCUCCUGAUGUGUCACCCUUAGUCGAUGAUGACGAAGAUGUACGUUCACUCCUAGCAGCAGCAGCCGCUGUUGCGGCUGCCGACUCCAGGGUUCAUCAAGGUUCACCGUCAGUUCGUUCUUCUUCUGGACUUAACACUCCACCUGAUUCAAGAAGUAGUCGACUUAUGGACACAAUCACUUGCAGACCAAUGUCAGUUGGUGUUUGCGAUCAAACUCAGGUCAUUCACUCAAUAAAUAGUGUUCCUAUGUUAGUUUCGAAUCAUAGUUUGUCAAGAACGCCCUAUGCACAUAGCGAUGACCCUCUUGCAAUCCUAAUCCCAACACACACAACACAGUCUGUGUCUACUAA
Molecule: messenger RNA, 620 nt
Organism: Schistosoma mattheei
Lineage: Eukaryota; Metazoa; Platyhelminthes; Trematoda; Strigeidida; Schistosomatidae
Source: the annotation of a GenBank genome assembly